Messenger RNA from Aplosporella prunicola CBS 121167, 778 nucleotides. RefSeq lists its product as uncharacterized. The coding region runs from base 202 to 693 and encodes 163 amino acids. The transcript has a single exon. Lineage: Eukaryota; Fungi; Ascomycota; Dothideomycetes; Botryosphaeriales; Aplosporellaceae. The record is from RefSeq and is a predicted model, not a curated record.
CGGCGCCGUCGGUCGGCCGAAUGCGAGCGAGCGGGAGAAGGAUGGAUGGAAGGAUCGUGGAAGGUUGUUGGAUUCGGACUAGGUUUGCGAGGGAAGGAUGCGUGCAUGCGUACAUGCAGGCACGCGCAACUCACUGGCCAUGCCAACACGAUCAUGUAGGCAGUCAGAGGUGCGAUAGGAUGGGAGAAUGCGAUAUAUCAGAUGGGGCAGGGCGAUAGUAUUAUUAUUAUCGUGUCAGCUGGACGGGCUGGCACACGCGGUUCCUGGCUUAUUGGCAGGGGUGUGUUUGGGGCCAAGAUGGCGGAGGGGAGUUUGGGGAAGGUGGAUGGCACGAUGAGUGGUGGUGGGCAUUGCCAGGUUUUUCGAUCGAGUGAUGAGUGCGUGUGCUGGUGUUGGAGGGAUCGAUUGGAUUUGAUGAGGUGGGUUGGUGGGUUUAGUCUCGAGUUUGCUGCUGCUGCAAGCGCCGAGGCGCCGCCGCUAGCUACUACCCACUGCGCACGGUGUUUGGUGAUUAUCGUCGCUGACGAUGGGGGCGAGACAGCAGGGUACCUGGAUAGGGGUGUUGGAGUAGGAGUGAAGGAUGGAUGGAUGGAAGGGAAGGGUGAUUGGGUCCCUACUGCGUACUCGGUACUCCUACCCUACAGGGGUUUGAGGGAAAAGAGUAUCCGGAUGAAGAGGAAGAGAGAUGGGUAGGGACGGUCUGGGGAAGGGUCGGAAAAGGGUUUCGUCAAGAGGGCAGAUCGCGAUUGAUGGCAGUAAAGAAGAUAGAUGAUGGAAG